AUGCAGCGCUGUUACGAACAGGCCAUGCCUCCUCUAGAGUAUGCAGCGCUGUUACUCACAGGCCAUGCCUCCUCUAGAAGGAGCCUGACUGCCAGCCCCUUCUCUGAGCUGCUCAGCCUGAAGGAGCACCACGGGGAGGUGUCCCUGUCUCCAGACGAGACACACAUGCUGUGGGUCAUGGGACCGGUGCUCUCGGUCAUCCUCAUCAUUCUAACUGUGAUCGCCAUCUUGGUCUUUAAAAGAGGCCGCCCGGAGACCACAGCCCGCCGCCCGGACCGCCGCCCGGACCGCCGCCCGGACCGCCGCCCGGACCGCCGCCCCCGGACCGCCGCCCGGACCGCCGCCCGGCCCGCCGCCCGCCCGCCCCGACCACGGCCCGCCGCCCGGACCGCCGCCCGGCCCGCCGCCCGGACCACGGCCCGCCGCCCGGACCACGGCCCGCCGCCCGGACCACGGCCCGCCGCCCGGACCACGGCCCGCCGCCCGGACCACGGCCCGCCGCCCGGACCACGGCCCGCCGCCCGGACCACGGCCCGCCGCCCGGACCACAGCCCGCCGCCCGGACCACAGCCCACCGCCCUCCUCCACUCUGUGACAUCAGCUCACACAGACUUUGUGGACACACAGCGUGGGGUUCGACGGAUUUCAGAGGCAGAUUCCCGUGAAAAAAAUGUCUAA
Molecule: messenger RNA, 678 nt
Organism: Knipowitschia caucasica
Lineage: Eukaryota; Metazoa; Chordata; Actinopteri; Gobiiformes; Gobiidae
Source: the annotation of a GenBank genome assembly